AUGACCCCUCUGCCCUCUCUAGGGAUGAAUCAGAAGAAUGAAAUUUCUAUGUCUAAUGCAUUAUCUACCGAACCUUUGGACAUUUGUGACUCAGUCACGACUGGUUCAAGAAAUAAGAAGAGGAAAAAGAACGAGAGAAAGUCAAAGGUGUGCAAUCCAGGAGAUUUGAGUCACCCUUCUUCUAGGAAGGCCAUCGGGAAUGAGAUGGAAAUUCAGGAGGAUAGUUUGGCCUUUGAUCACAAGAAACUCUUUGGAGAACCCGAAAUUAUUGUGGCUCCCAAUCAAAGCAUUCAGAGCCCGAAAUCUUCUGAAUUUCAACAGGCCUCUUUAACAGAAAAGUUUGUAGAAACUGUCCAAGAAAAGGAUAGUGAGAUGCUUGAUGCCAAUUCCGGUAAACAGUAUAGUGGAGAUAGUGCUGAGAUGGGUAAAGUCGCUGGGGGCAUUGAGAAGGCUAUUGUCACUGGUGAAUCUGUAGCUGCUUCCAAAACUGAGGAACUUAAAGCAUCGCCAAAGAAAAGAAAGAAGUCUAAAAGAUUAAAGGAGUCGGAUGGGGAAAAAUGCAUCAAUUCAUUUACCGAGCACAUUGAAAGCUCUUUAAUUGGAAGAUCUUUAGCCGACCUUCAAAAGUUCCUCAAGGUGAUGAAUCCCGAAAUAAAACUUGAGAACCAAGAAAACUUCUUGUCUCAAGCAAGGGGAGGAGAAACAAUGGUGAUGGCUGUUGCAGAGCCUCUUGAUGUGCAUGGGGUAACGUGGAAUCUUCUCAACAAGUUAUGA
Messenger RNA from Eucalyptus grandis, 774 nucleotides. RefSeq lists its product as uncharacterized. The record is from RefSeq and is a predicted model, not a curated record. NCBI's taxonomy places the organism in Eukaryota, Viridiplantae, Streptophyta, Magnoliopsida, Myrtales, Myrtaceae. Bases 1 to 774 code for a protein of 257 amino acids. The transcript is spliced from 3 exons.